This is a messenger RNA of Orcinus orca (killer whale), 8139 nucleotides long. RefSeq names its product GRB10 interacting GYF protein 1 (gene GIGYF1). The transcript is spliced from 26 exons. Gene Ontology annotation, biological process: insulin-like growth factor receptor signaling pathway. NCBI's taxonomy places the organism in Eukaryota, Metazoa, Chordata, Mammalia, Artiodactyla, Delphinidae. Bases 4622 to 7732 code for a protein of 1036 amino acids. The record is from RefSeq and is a predicted model, not a curated record. Gene Ontology annotation, molecular function: protein binding.
GCCCGGGCCAGGCCCGCCCCCGACGCCGAGGCGGCCGCGCCGAGCCUACGAGAGCCAAAGCGGGAGCGCGGGCCGCCGGCACGGACCCUCCCCCGUCUCCUCCCGAGGCCGCCGCCCCCGACGCCCGGUGUGCCCGCCCUCCGGCCCUCCCCGCUUGACCCUCCCCCGGCGGGGGCCGGGUCCCCGCGCCGCCCGGAGGGAGGCCGGCUCCCUCCCGGGGGCGGCCGCCCGCGCCCCCGCACCUGGCGCCCCCUCCCUGAAGGGCACGCCGUCCUCCCGGGCCGGCCCGCCUCCUUCCCACCCCCGCGCUCCUAACGGUAGCUCUCCGGCCCUCGGAAGCCCGGCCCAGGCCCCCCGCCUACCCCCGCCCGCAUCCUCCGCCCGGGGGCCCGGGACCCUAAUGCCCGGUUCUCCCCGGAGAUAUCCACCAACGCGCCUCCGGUUUCUUAUCGGCCUGAGCUGGGCCUGGCGGGUCUUAAAGUCCAAGCUUUCCGUGACUUCUGGCUAACGUGGAAGCCUCUCCUCUUAACCACAGCACUUCGCCUGGGUCUUCGCCUAAAUUUCCUUUCAGCGAGCGACAUUAGUGCUUGGUCAUUGGGGUCUUCUUCCUCCCGGUUGCCCGGCCGUGUGAAACACCUUAGUCUGUCCUGUCGCCGGGCUGGGCCCUUCCCAGCCCAUCUCCCCUGAUGCAGCAGCUCCCCAGUCACGGCCCCUCACACUUUGCCUUUUUUUUUUUUCCAAGUUAACUUUAAAAAGACCCUCAUCUCACACGUCUUACCCAGCCAUUACUAGAAUUCCCAGUGAGCGUACAGGUCUGGUCCAUCAUAGGGCCAGGCCUAGCCCCGGGGAUAGAUGCUCAACCAGUACUUGUUGGCCAGCUCUUUCUUCCAGUCACCCCAGUCUCACUCCCCUCUUGCUUCUCAUUGCUGCUUUUCCAGAGAUCAGCCUCCACAGCCUUUCUGCUGCCUGAGAGCUGACACGCGGUUGCAAUUUAGCCCCCGCCCCUUGGCUUGCAUCUGAAACACCUUGGGUACCAACAGGCUGGUCCCCUUAGCUUCUCACAGUGUGGGUGUUUGCUCUCUGGUCCUUCAUCGGUACCGUUCCCUGUGCAGUCCCAGGCCACCCACCCUCACCCCAGACUCAGUUUUAUUUCCUAGAUGGUAGGUCUAGUGUGUCACUGGGCAGGGUUGGAACAGAUCUGGGCGUUGUGUGGCUGCCAUGGCCUGGACCAGGGACCUCGAGGGGUCCCACAUGGUGAUUACAGUCAAGUGAGUUCUGUUCUUAGACUCCUGGCCUGUCUUUCUCAGCCAGCAGAUAUGUCAGUGUUGUCUGUGGUUUGAUGGAUUAAAGGACCCCAGUUUGCCCUGGCUUUUACAUCUGUAGUUGGAGUUUGGGAUAGGAAAAAAAAAAAAAAAAGCCCCCCUUUAGAGCAGAGGAGGUGAGAAGUGGCUACGGGAAGGAUUUUUUUGUUUUUUUUUUUUGUUUUUUUUUUUUGAUGUGGACCAUUUUUCAAGUCUUUAUUGAAUUUGUUACAGUAUCGCUUCUGUGUUUUUUUUUGUAUUUAUGUUUUGGUUUUUUGGCUGCGAGGUAUGUGGGAUCUUAGCUCCCCAACCAGGGAUCGAACCCACAGCCCCUGCAUUGGAAGGUGAAGUCUUAACCACUGGACAGCCAGGGAAGUCCCUAUGGGAAGGAUUUUAAAAAUUCUAACGAGAAAUUAAAAAUGGUUUAAAACUCACAAAGUGUGCUUGUGAAUUCGGGAUGGUUCCUGCUGCACAUGUGCCCCUUCUCCAGUCUCAGGUAGGGUGUUGGAGACGUCAGUGUCUCCUAUCAGGGCAGCUGCAGCCUCUCUUCCUUGUUUUCUCUGCCUGGAGCCCAAGACUGGGCAAGUGGGCAGAAGGGAUCAAAUGAGGUAAAGUGUGAAAGUGUUUUGCAAACUGUUAACUAUGAGACAUGCUGCGGGGCGUUGUUAUGAUGGCUCAGAGGGCAGAGCUGGGAAAACUGACCAGCUGGGAAGAACAUGGGCUUGCACCUCUUUUUAAGUCUCAAGAGUUCUCCUACCCCGCAUGGAGAAUCUUUCCAUCCUGAGAAAGGGCGGAGUCGCCUCCAACAGGCUUGGGGCUGGGUGGUUGCUCAAAUGUUGGGGAAUUUGGUAUUGUACUUCUGUUAAUAGUGGUACCUUCCUGUGCCAAAGCACAUUGCUCUGGAUUGGGGCUAAUUUUCGCGGUGAUGGAAUGAGGAAAUAACGUUCUUAACUUAGUGUGUACUGGGACUGCCUAUUCUCUGGAUUUUUUCCUUCUCCUGUAAGUUCUGAACCCCAGAGAACAGGGUCCCCUCGUGUUCCCUCAAGCCUGUCGUGAGCACCCACGACCAGUGUGUGUCCUCUCCCUUGGACUCCGGCAGGGGGCAGUCUUUUAAGAGCAGUAAUUCAGGUGUUCAGGGAGUGAGGGUAUGAUGAGGCUUGAGAAGGAGAAGGGGGCGGGGUGUGGAUAGAUGUGGCAGACAGAUGCUGAGAGGUGGGGGCUAAGCACAACAUCCUUAGGUCAAGUAGCCGGGGAGGGAUGCUGUCUCCGUCCGCUGCCUGCCACCUCCUCCUCUUUCCUUCACUGGAAGGGGAUCCAAAUGCUGGGCUUUCAAAGUUUGUGAUAGACUCAGGACAAUUUUGUUUAAUCUAUUCUUUUCCCGAGGAUUUCCCUCCUGGCAGGAUUGCAGGUUUCUCUCAUGGGACAGUGUAAUUAGGGAAUGAUUUCCUUGCUCUUCAGAGGCAGGAAUGAGCUGGAGUAAAUUUGGUUUCUCUUGUCUUACAUUCUUCCCCAUAAACAGACAAUAGGUAUGGUUACCUUCUGCCUGCGGCACACAGUGGGGUUUCUUAACUGUGCCCCUGUUGGUAAUCCGGGCCCAGACAGCUCUUUGCAGUGAGGGCCGUCCUGGGCAGCGUAGGAUGUUGAGCAGCAACCCUGGCCUCUGCUCACUGGAUGCCAGUGGCAUUUCCCAGUCAUACUGACCAUAAAUGUCCCCCGACAUUGCCGCAUGUGUCCUGGGAAGCAGAGUUGCCCCCAGCUGAGAAGCGGUGGCUUUGACGAAGGGCGUGGGAAAGACGCACGCCUGUUUGGAGCUAGAAACGGUGGGGCGCGUGUGUGCUGCCCACAGUCGGAGGGCCAGGCAGCCACCGGGCUUCUGGGAGCCAGGCCUCCCCUGGCUGGGCCCGCCUGGACGCUUGACCUUUCUCACCGGCCGCUCCUCCACUUCCUCUCGCCUGAUUGCCUGUCUCUCUCGCCUCCGCAGUUUCCCUGCUUCUCACACCGGGAGCCAGCGCUUUUUCUCAGUUCGCUCCUUGCAACCAGGACAGAAGGGCGACGGCUGAAGUGGGAAGCGCCCGGCGGCCAGCCGCCUUUGCCACUCCCUGGAGGGGUGGGAGGAGUUGUGGAGUCUUGGAGUCGAUGGGAACUGUGGAGGUGCUCCGGUCCCGCCUCCGCCCCAGCCAGUGAGGGAAGCCCUUACACGGCUCCCUGAGACCCUGCCCUGCCCCCAUCUGCUUGGCACCACCAGGGAUGUGCCGCCUCCUGAGAGCCGCCUCCGCUGUUCCUUAGAGGGACGGGUCGCUGCCACCACCACAACCGCUUCUGUCAGCCUCAGUAACUCUGACCUUAUUCCCGCUUUGUGGUGAGGGAGCCUUCUUCCUAGCUUGUAUCACGGUAACGUCGUUCCCUCCUUGGCUCUCUGUCCUUACGAUCGGGCUCUUCCAAUCCCAGGGACCGGGCCUCGGUGUUGACUCCGGUCUGGUGAGUGAGCCCUGGGCAUGCUGGCUGGAGUGGCCGGCCACGGCCUUCAGCGCGCCCCACCUCAGGCUCUGGAAUAGCCCCCGCUCCCCUUGUACUGGGUCUCUCCCCAAACUGAGUCUCUGGAUUCUAGCUGCCAAGCGGCCAGACCUGAGUGUUCUCAGGGGAGAGGUAAUUUUGCUCCCAGACAAACUUCUCACCCUCUUAAUAACUGGCCUUUUCUCUCUCUAGAACAUUUGGGACUCCAGUGGGUUUUUUGCUUGUGUGUGUGUGUGUUUUAUCUUUGUCCUAAACAUCCACGUGUAUCUCAGGCACCCCUUCACUGAAUGCUGGGCCACUUGGCGAGAGUGCCGAGCUGUCGGGAGGUGCCUGGCGUUCCCUGCCACACCCCCAGCACCUCCGCCGGGCUCGGCCGAGUGAACUGACUGCUCGAGAGGCCUGAUGAGUGGAGGGCAGCGAUGAGGAGGAGCAGGGCCUGGGCUGCCCUGUGCUCCGUAACCAGUGGCCUCCAGGCAGCUGUGGGCCUUCUCGUUAUGCAGGACGGAGGAGGGCUGGAGGCAGGGAGGUCUGUCUCACCUUUAAUUUAACCCCACUUUCUUUUCUUCGCCCCUCAGUAAGGAUCUUUCCCAGAUGUGAAGGUCCCUCCCUGGGCACUGCUCUGGUCAGACCAACAUCCAGUUGCCUGGGGACCCUGGUUCACUCCAGCACAGGCCCUUGCCUGGAGAGAGCCCGGCCCCUGCCCUGCCUGCUUCCCUGGGCAAGGCUGCCAGGUGUUUGGAGAGUGAACACCCGGUACCCCCUCCCCUGCUCAUCCCCUCGACCUCUAGGACACGCCCAGCUCCACAAUGGCAGCAGAGACCCUCAACUUUGGGCCUGAGUGGCUGAGGGCCCUUUCUAGUGGUGGCAGUGUGGCCUCCCCACCCCCAUCCCCCGCCAUGCCCAAAUACAAGCUGGCCGACUAUCGCUACGGGCGAGAGGAGAUGCUGGCCCUCUAUGUCAAGGAGAGCAAGGUCCCCGAUGAGCUGCAAGACAAGGAGUUUGCUGCGGUGCUGCAGGAGGAGCCGCUGCAGCCCCUGGCGCUGGAGCCUCUGACUGAGGAGGAGCAGAGAAACUUCUCCCUGUCAGUGAACAGUGUGGCUGUGCUGAGGCUGAUGGGGAAAGGGGCUGGUCCCCCCCUAGGUGGCGCCUCCCGUGGCAGGGGCAGCACGCGGAGCCGAGGCCGCGGCCGCGGUGACAGUUGCUUUUACCAAAGAAGCAUUGAAGAAGGCGAUGGGGCCUUUGGCCGAAACCCCCGGGAGAUCCAGCGUAGCCAGAGUUGGGAUGACAGAAGCGAGAGGCGGUUUGAGAAGUCGGCCAGGAGGGAUGGAGCGCGAUCCGGGUUUGAUGAGGGAGGGGCUGGCCCGAGGAAGGAGCAUGCCCGCUCAGAUAGCGAGAACUGGCGUUCUCUCCGGGAGGAACAAGAGGAAGAGGAGGAGGGCAGCUGGAGACUUGGGGCAGGACCCCGGCGAGAUGGCGACCGCUGGCGCUCUGCCAGCCCUGAUGGCGGCCCCCGCUCUGCUGGCUGGCGGGAACAUGGGGACCGGCGUCGGAAGUUUGAAUUUGAUUUGCGAGGGGAUCGAGGAGGGUGUGGUGAAGAGGAGGGGAGGGGUGGGGGGGGCGGCUCUCACCUCCGGAGGGGCCGAGGGCCUGACGGCUUUGAUGACGACAAGGAUGGGCUCCCGGAGUGGUGUCUGGACGAUGAGGAUGAAGAAAUGGGCACCUUCGAUGCCUCCGGGGCCUUCUUGCCUGUCAAGAAGGGCCCCAAGGAGCCCAUUCCUGAGGAGCAGGAGCUCGACUUCCAGGGUCUGGAGGAAGAGGAGGAAGAGCCUUCCGAAGGGCUGGACGAGGAGGGGCCUGAGGCGGGUGGGAAAGAACUGACCCCACUGCCUCCUCAGGAGGAGAAGUCCAGCUCCCCAUCCCCACUGCCCAGCUUGGGCCCACUCUGGGGAGGCAACGGGGAAGGCGAUGAUGCUCUGGAGAAAGACCUGCCGGCAGCUGAAGGAGACGAUAUGAGGGCAGUGCAGCUGAGUCCUGGGGUGGGUUCACCCCCUGGCCCACCUGGAGAUCUGGAAGAUGAUGAAGGCUUGAAGCACCUGCAGCAGGAGGCGGAGAAGCUCGUGGCCUCCCUGCAGGACAGCUCCCUGGAGGAGGAGCAGUUCACAGCCGCCAUCCAGGCCCAGGGCCUGCGCCACUCUGCAGCUGCCACCGCCCUCCCCCUCAGCCAUGGCGCGGCCCGGAAGUGGUUCUACAAGGACCCGCAGGGGGAGAUCCAAGGCCCCUUCACGACACAGGAGAUGGCGGAGUGGUUCCAGGCGGGCUAUUUCUCUAUGGCCCUGCUUGUGAAGCGGGGCUGUGAUGAGGGCUUCCAGCCGUUGGGUGAGGUGAUCAAGAUGUGGGGUCGUGUGCCCUUUGCCCCUGGGCCCUCACCACCCCCACUGCUGGCCCUCACUCAGGGAAACAUGGACCAGGAGCGGCUGAAGAAGCAGCAGGAGCUGGCGGCAGCCGCCUUGUACCAGCAGCUGCAGCACCAGCAGUUUCUGCAGCUGGUCGGCAGCCGCCAGCUCCCGCAGUGUGCGCUCCGGGAAAAGGCGGCUCUGGGGGACCUGCCGCCGCCGCCGCAGCAGCAGCUCACCGCGUUCCUGCAGCAGCUCCAAGCUCUCAAGCCCCCCAGGGGUGGGGACCAGAACUUGCUCCCGACGAUGAACCGGUCCCUGUCAGCGCCAGACUCGGGCCCCCUCUGGGACAUACAUACCUCAGCCUCAUCACAGUCAGGCGGUGAGGCCAGUCUUUGGGACAUACCAAUUAACUCUUCGACUCAGGGUCCAAUUCUAGAACAACUCCAGCUGCAGCAUAAAUUCCAGGAGCGCAGAGAAGUGGAGCUCAGGGCGAAGCGGGAGGAGGAGGAGCGCAAGCGCCGAGAGGAGAAGCGCCGCCAGCAGCAGCAGGAGGAGCAGAAGCGGCGGCAGGAAGAAGAGGAGCUGUUUCGGCGCAAGCAGGUGCGGCAGCAGGAGCUCCUGCUGAAGCUGCUCCAGCAGCAGCAGGCGGUGGCUGCCGUCCCUGUGCCUCCUGCGCCCAGUUCCCCGCCCCCCCUGUGGGCCGGCCUGGCCAAGCAGGGCCUGUCGAUGAAGACGCUGCUGGAGCUGCAGCUGGAGGGCGAGCGGCAGAUGCAUAAGCAGCCCCCGCCUCGGGAGCCUUCGCGGGCCCAGGCUCCCAACCACCGCGUGCAGCUCGGGGGCCUGGGCGCCACCCCCCUGAACCAGUGGGUGUCUGAGGCUGGGCCGCUGUGGGGCGGGCCCGACAAGAGUGGGGGCAGCAGCAGCCUGGGGCUCUGGGAGGACACCCUCAAGAGCAGCGGGAGCCUGGCCCGCAGCCUGGGCCUGAAGAACAGCCGCAGCAGCCCCUCUCUCAGUGACUCGUACAGCCACCUGUCGGGUCGGCCUGUGCGCAAAAAGACGGAAGAGGAAGAGAAGCUGCUGAAGCUGCUCCAGGGCAUCCCCCGGCCCCAGGAUGGCUUCACCCAGUGGUGUGAGCAGAUGCUGCACACGCUGAGCACCACGGGCAGCCUGGACGUGCCCAUGGCUGUAGCGAUCCUCAAGGAGGUGGAAUCCCCCUACGACGUCCAUGACUAUAUCCGUUCCUGCCUGGGGGACACGCUGGAAGCCAAAGAAUUUGCCAAACAAUUCCUGGAGCGGAGGGCCAAGCAGAAGGCCAGCCAGCAGCGGCAGCAGCAGCAGGAGGCUUGGCUGAGCAGUGGCUCCCUGCAGACAGCCUUUCAGACCAACCACAGCACCAAACUCGGCUCUGGGGAGGGCAGCAAAGCCAAGAGGCGGGCACUGAUGCUGCACUCGGACCCCAGCAUCUUGGGGUACUCCCUGCAUGGACCUUCUGGUGAGAUCGAGAGCGUGGAUGACUACUGACCAGCCCGUCCCACCAGCACCCUGGGCUAUAGGCCAGGGGCAGCAGCAACGGCUUGGACCCCUGGGUCCCCGGCCUGCAGGCUCCCCACGAGGAGCAUAGGAGGAAGCAGGGGCAGGGUCCCCAGCACUUGUUACAAACCACACGAUGCACCUUAACUCACCCACCACGAGGCACUUUACAGAUUGGGGGGAAGGGUUUUUUUGUUUUGUUUUUGUUUUUAAUUUUAAACAACAUUGAAGAAAACAUUAGAGACAAAAAAAAAUUGUUAAGAAGGAGACUCUAAGCACUCCCUUUCCCUUUUGGGGAUGGGGGAGCAACAAUGGAAGAUCCACAGAGGUUUUUGUUUCGUUUUUUUUUCUUUUUUUUUCUUUUUUUUUAAGAAAAAAGAAAAACAAAAAAAAUGGUU